GAUUGGAGCGCGCACUGGCAGCGCACAGGACGCACAGCCCUCCGGAGCUCUAUUGAUAUAGACAGCGCUGUCCUUUCACCGGAGGUUAUGGCUAAGGACCUUGCAAAGAGAAGAGGACAACUCGGGUUAUUUGAAAACUAUGCGUUUAUGUGAACAGUUUUACGCGAUGGCUGCGAUGAGCUCCAGAUCAAACAGGAUUUGAACCUGCUACAAUGUCCCAUGCACAGGUUGAGGUACCAGGACGCGGUUUCCCAGGCCUCUCUGUGGAUAUGACUGACGACUGCUUAUACAGAGUCCCAUCCGUGCUGAUGACGCACGGUUUGGGCGCACGAAGAAACUCUUAUGGGCUGCAAAAGAUUAGCAUGGACAUUGAUUCGCCUCUAUACAGCGGCGUUCUUUCCAAAGCCUUGUCCUGGUCAGCUGAGAAUAUCCCAACACUGACCGAGUCCAGAGCAGAAGACGAAAAAAACAACGACUCUCCGCCGUUGCCUUCCCCUGUUUCCAGCCCGGGCACCAGCUCCAACACGCCCCUCCGCAGCCAGGAGCCCGACGCCGGGUCUCGCACUGGGAACUGGGAUCCCGUCCCGAGAUCCAGCGCUCAGUACGCCAGCUCAGAGUCUGACAAUGAACUUCAAAACAAACCACACAAAACUUUGUCUCGCAUCAUGUCUGAUACUCAGUGGCAACAGGAGCAGGAAGAGAAAGAGGACGUGGAGACCAAAGCGGUGGCAACCUCGCCUGAUGGAAGAUACCUCAAAUUCAACAUAGAGAUCGGAAGGGGAUCUUUCAAGACGGUCUAUAAAGGACUGGACACGGAGACAACAGUGGAGGUUGCAUGGUGUGAGCUACAGACCCGUAAACUGACCAAAGCAGAGCGGCAGCGUUUCAGUGAGGAGGUGGACAUGCUGAAGGGCCUUCAGCACCCGAACAUCGUCCGCUUCCACGACUCCUGGAAGUCGUCAGUAAAGGGCCAAAAGUGCAUCAUCCUGGUGACUGAACUCAUGACUUCAGGCACGCUCAAAACGUACUUGAAGAGGUUCAAGGAGAUGAAGCUGAAGCUGCUGCAGCGCUGGAGUCACCAGAUCCUCAAAGGGCUUCAUUUCCUGCACACACGUACUCCUCCCAUCAUCCACCGGGACCUCAAAUGUGACAACAUUUUCAUCACCGGCCCCAUCGGUUCUGUCAAGAUAGGAGAUCUGGGGCUGGCCACUCUCAAAAGUGCCUCUUUUGCUAAAAGUGUCAUUGGAACACCAGAGUUCAUGGCCCCAGAGAUGUACGAGGAGAGGUACGACGAGGCGGUGGACGUCUACGCCUUCGGAAUGUGCAUCCUGGAGAUGGCCACCUCGGAGUACCCGUACUCCGAGUGCCAAAACGCCGCGCAGAUCUACCGCAAAGUCACCAGUGGAAUAAAACCUGACAGUUUCUACAAAGUCAAAGUCCCAGAGCUCAAGGAGAUCAUUGAAGGCUGUAUUCGUAUGAACAACGAUGAAAGGUACACUAUUCAGGACCUCCUGGAGCACCCCUUCUUCCAGGAAAACAAUGGCGUGCACGUGGAGCUGGCAGAGGAAGACGACAUGGUGAAAUCGGGUCUGAAGCUGUGGCUGCGCAUGGACGACACCAAGAAGCUCCACGGGAAGUACAAGGACAACAACGCCAUCGAGUUUCUCUUUGAGCUCUACAAAGACGUGCCCGAGGAGGUGUCUCAGGAGAUGGUGGUACUUGGCUUUGUGUGUGAGGCAGACUUUAAGCUCGUGGCCAAGGCGAUACGGGACAGAGUGGCGGCCAUCAAGCGCCAGAGAGAGAAGCUGAGGCGGCACGCGGAGGAACGGAAGAAGAAGCAGGAGCAGGAAGCCAUAGAAGAGGAAGCAGAGACACACCCUCCUUUACCUACAGUCAGCGAGCCCCAGACACCGGCCAUCAUCCUGUCCCCCGUCACCAGCUCUGUGGACUCUGGCAUUAGCUCCAACUACCCUGCAGAGGCAGAGGAGCCCGAGGCAGACCAGCACUUCCACUUCAACAGCAUGUCCUCUGCUAACUCUGACUGCGAGACAGACGGCUAUCUGAGCUCCUCAGGGCUUCAGGAUCUGCUGGAGGCCGGAAAUUUCAACACGUCUGCGACCCCUCCCACCACACACACCAACACAUCGGCUGCAAAUGGUCUCUCCAUCCCAGCCCUGCGCUUCCCUUCGAGUAUUGCAGUGUCCAGCAGCAUAGAGCAUGGCACCUCAAGGCCCACGAGUGGCUUCAACUCUCCUGUGGAAAGCUACGCCUCCGAUGUGACUUCAGGCUUGAGCGACGGUUACGAGGGCCUAUCUGAGAAGAGCGAGAAAACGGCUGCAAAGCGAACUGCUGGGAAGCUUUUCAGGAGGAGGUCGCGCUCAAGGCUGCGCAUCACAGGGCUCUCUGAUAAAGUGGACCGGGUGGUGGAGUGUCAACUUCAGACGCACAAUGACAAGAUGGUUACCUUCAAGUUUGACCUGGACGGAGAUAACCCUGAAGACAUUGCUGCUGUCAUGGUACACAAUGAGUUCAUCCUGCCAUCAGAGAAGGAAGGCUUCAUCCAUCGCAUGGGCGACAUCAUCAAACGGGCCGAGGCUCUGAUGGCCAAAGAGCAUCCGGUCCACUCUAGCGGGCACCGGGUUCCCCAGCCUGCUUAUCAUAACAAUGUUAACCCGUUGUCUUCCUCACAGCCUAAUCUGCAUACCCUGCCUCGACCACACUCCUAUUCUCUUCCUGGUAAGUCUCUCAACUGGUCUGAUGAAUUUACAGGGGUUUGUGGCUCUACCCCGUGCCCCAAUGAAGACGUCUUCAGUCCAGACAUUACUUCACCUGUGCGACCUCUACUACGCUCCCAGUCUUUCCACAACGCCCCAGGUUCUCCCCUCCCUUUUCAGCACCACCACAACCCUGCGUCCCUCCUGCCGCACCACCAGCACUACUACUUGUCCUUCAUGGGCCACAGUCCCUUCCCAUUCCCAUACCCAGGCUCUUCGGGUUCCCCCGAACCAGGCAUCCAUCCUCCACUCACACGUGUAGCUAGUAACCCCUCCUUCCCCACUGUAUCCUCACCAGCCCCCGGUUCCCCAAUUGUUCAGAAUGAGACCCCAAGCCCUUGCAGCAAUGAUGGUGCCGCCGUGUCUCCACCUGCCCCUCAGCAUCCCAACAUGUGGCCAUCCCACACGCAGCCCUUGUUUUCCUUAGCUAAUGUCAUUUCCAUGGCCAUGAGCAUGGCCCAGUCUUUCAUCCCUCCUACAGGCAUGCCCUCCCAGGGGAUGCCCUCCUAUCAAGGCUACCACCCCCAGCUACCUACUCACAUGACCCCACAGUCAGGUUACCCCUCCAUCUACCCACAGCGGUACCAAACUUCAGCAGUAGAGGUGCCUUACCCAGCAAUGCAGAACAUCUACUAUAGCCCUGAUACGCCUCUAAUGGAAGAAGGCGGUUUUCCUCAGAGCGGUUAUCCAAGCUGGAUGCAUCCUGUUUCUCCACCUUCUAUGCCUUCCACUCCUCCACUGGUUCCUCGGGAGCCUUUACAGCAGGUUGGACUAUCCAGUCCCCCCAGAUAUCAUCACAGCCUGACCCAGGAGGACAGUCUCCACAAUUAUGAGGCCUCAUACCCAGCACAGGUUCCAGCCCAGGCUGAACCCAAAUCAGAAGUCUCCAGUUCAAAUUCCAUGUCAGAUCUGUCCUCAUCACCUUCAGAAAGCCCAGGAAGCACUUUAUCAUCCUUCAGCACAGCAAUGCUACCAACCAUACCUGAGAUGAAAACCAGAACCACAACACCAAAAGCCUCUUCCAUUGAAUCUGAAGUCAUGUCUGCACCAGUUACUGUUGGGAGAUUCCAGGUGACACCCAGUAUGCACAUCCCUGCACCCUCUGUCCCAGUAGGUGCUAUACCUGCUGCACCGCGGCCAGCAGACAGCGGCAGCACUCUGUCAGAGAGCAGCACAGAGGAGCAGGGGGAGUCUGAGACGAGCCUUGCCACCUCCCUCACUAUGUCCCCCCCACUGCCACAUCCCCACAGAGGGUCAACGGGGGUCGUCCAGGACGUUGACGGGCUGGUGGGAUGGGCUGGGAGCAAGGAGCAGCAAGUCAGAGAAGAAGAGGAUGAGGAAGAGGAGGAAGAGGUUAUUGGGGAACGACCGAGGACGAGGAAAAGGAGUCGGAGGAGAGCGCACAGCCUGAGCCUGAUGGGAACGUCUGCGGACAGCGGACUCUCAGUGACGGCUGCUGAGAUGGAGGGGAGGCUGUGGGACGGAGCGUCCGACAGCCCGCAGUACAGCAAUGCCCUUCACCAUCUAUGGACAAUGACUUACAACCGCAAUGCUCCCUAUAUAAGCAGCGAUGACUCCGACAGUGAUGACGCAGAGAUGCUGUUGGAGCUUCAGGAACUCAGAGAGAAACAUCUAAAAGAGGUGCAGGCCCUGCAGGCCGCCCAGAAGAGAGAGAUUGAGGAGCUGUAUGAGAAGAUGGGGAAGGUCCCCCCCCCGGGCAUUGUCUCUCCUGCUGCUAUGCUGUCCAGUCGUCAGCGCCGCCUGUCCAAGGGGAGCGCCUUCCCCUCGUCCCGCAGGAACAGCCUGCAGCGCUUGGACAUGUUGCCAAUCCCAGGGAUCAUAAGGAGAAACUCCCUUGGAGGCAGCAGCAGCAGCUCCCAGGAUAAACAAAGCAAAGGGGUCACCUUUGCCACUGACAUUAGCAGAAAAUAAGAAACUCUCAGCCAAGCAUGCUGUAAAUCUGGACUACCUCAUCUGAAGUGUAACUGCAGUGGUCUAACCCGUCCUGUGAGCGGAUCGCUUUAACACUUUAUACUGGCACACCAAUCAGCAAACUGCUUCCCUCUGCCAGUGGUCGUUUACCUCAACGUACAUAUGUAUAUAUAAAUUUUCAUCAAUAAAGCUGGAUUUACAAAGGAACUGUAACAUCCAGCUUUCAGCCCUCCGUCAGAUCUGGUGAAUGUCUUGCUUUUGUAAAUAAGAAUAAACGGUUUGGAAUGAAUCAACUUUUGUCCAGGCAGCCUUGGUACUCUGCAAAACUGGUUCCUUUAGCUGUUUUUUU
Molecule: messenger RNA, 5055 nt
Organism: Etheostoma cragini (Arkansas darter)
Lineage: Eukaryota; Metazoa; Chordata; Actinopteri; Perciformes; Percidae
Gene: wnk4a
Product: WNK lysine deficient protein kinase 4a
Exons: 21
Coding region: 213-4706 (1497 amino acids)
Biological process (GO): monoatomic ion homeostasis; renal sodium ion absorption; negative regulation of sodium ion transport
Cellular component (GO): cytosol; cytoplasm
Molecular function (GO): protein serine/threonine kinase activity; potassium channel inhibitor activity; chloride channel inhibitor activity
Source: RefSeq, a predicted model, not a curated record